Molecule: messenger RNA, 3010 nt
Organism: Psylliodes chrysocephalus
Lineage: Eukaryota; Metazoa; Arthropoda; Insecta; Coleoptera; Chrysomelidae
Source: the annotation of a GenBank genome assembly
AAAUCUUUCAUGGGGUUUACAUUACUAGGAGUAGGAGCUGCCCCAAAACUACCACCUAGUGUACUUUGAUUAAACAUGUUUUGUGCUUAUUUCCUACUUAUCUGCAAUUUUUAAUAAAAACCAGAGUUAGUAAACAUCAAAUGAAGUGAACGAAAACGGCAAAAAUAGUUUAACAAAACACUCACUUUUUUAUCAAACAUCAAACAAAAUAAAAUCUUCUACAUCUGUGAAGUGAAUACGGGCCUUAAUCAUAAACACAUAUAACCAAUAACUGAAAACUCGACAAACAAGAGACCCCAGCACGCCUCCAUCUAGUAUAUUGUUAAGAUCAGUGAAUAAAACGUUUGUGUUUUACAGAUAACUAGUGAAAGAGAAAAGGCCAAAAAUAAUUAUAAUGGCCUCACUUUUCAGUAAUUUAGCGAACCGCAAAAGUAUCCAUUUUUGAAAAUAUGGUUAUGUGUAUCUUUUAAGCAUUGAAUAAUUUUGCUUGUUUGAAAGUAUUUUUAAACAUUUUACAUAAUUUUAAUAUGCCUGUAAUUAGGAAAGUAGUAUCGAAAAGAACUGGACGUAGACCAGUUUUGGUUGAAUUCGACAAUGCGAAAAUUAAACUGGAGGCAGAAAAAAAUUUAGAAGUAAACUUGUUUGAGACUCCACUUGGUGAACAUUUGGUUGGAGUCACAUCAAAUAAAAUGUUAUAUACUGGAAUAAUAGAUGAAGAUGAUCUUUAUAACAACUUUAUUUUGAUACAUAAAAAGGAGUCGGAUGAGAUUAAACUAAUUCAAGUAGACACUGCUAUUGUGAGACCACAUUUUAAUAAAAUAAGUUUUUCUGGUAUAACAAACCCGCUUGAUAACUCUAUUUCUGAAUUAAAUAAGCAAUUUGGGUCGAAGAAAGCAAAAAGAGUGACUGAGCAAAGGGAGCGACUCACUAUGAACAUUGAUGCUGUAAAAGAACAGUUGGAAAGUACAGUGGCAGAUAUUAGAGUAGAAGAAACGGAACAAGUGUCUGAAAAUAAUAGUCUAUACAGGCCGAAAAUUAACAGAGAUGCAUCUACCCCAGAUGGAGUAUACAAUUUAGAAGAUUUAGUGGAAGCAUAUAUUCUUGAUACACUAGCUGUGGAAGCUGGCAACAUCAUGAAUGCAGGAGCAGCAGAUCAAUUUGGUUUGUGUCAAUUUUCAACAUCUAAUAUAAACAGAAUAUUAUCUAAUGAGUACACUGAAGAAGAAAGAAUUAGAAGGAUCACCAUCUUUUUGUAUAUCAACUAUUUGAUAAAGUUUAUGGUUACCCCUAUGAAAUCUAUUACCAAAAAAUUUGUAGUCUGUGAUAAAUCUAUUGAUGUUAAUAAUCAAAUUUUAAAUACUUUUUCUGAAAUGGGACAGAGUGGCAGGGCAAGACCUUUGCAUAUGAAAGACAAAGCACUCUGCUAUACCAUGAUAUUGGCAGCUAUCGCAAUGGAUUUUGAAGUUGAUGUCGAACUUCUCUCCAAAGACUUAAAGGUUGGAGUUAAAAAGGCUGUAGAAGUAGCUCGUAUUCUUGCCUUUAAUGCAAAAGUAAAUAACAAAAAUGUAGUCCAGUUAAAAUUGCCUUUGCCUGCUCCAAUUACUUAUACCCCCAAAAGAAAAAGAUAAAAACUAUAUGUUUUUUGUUGUGUAAAAAUGAAAAUGUUUAAAUAUGUUUUGUAUAAAUGCAUUUUUAUUUAUUAUUGAAAGAGGCAAUAGUUUUUAUACAAGAUAAAUUAAGGGAAAUUUAAUUUUCAUAUAUAAGGAAUUUUAUAAUUAUUAUAAAUGAUAAAACCAAUGUGGAUGGAAAUAAGUUGUUUUUUCAUUAUUGGAGCUAUAUUUUUAAAAGAUCAAAUUAUUCUUUUUUAAUAUGUUACAGGAGCCAUAUACUUUAUUUUAUUGACCUUCCUGAUGUCUGAAUGUCUUUCCAUAAUUUCGGGAAUUGAUUUUUUUCAUGUAUCAUCAAUUUUAUACAGUAUUGUAUUGAGUAGUAAUUUUCAAUUCCAAAAUUUAUUUUAUAUGUAUAUAAUCUAAACACAAUUGUUUAUUCGUAUAUAAUAGGGUACAUUAAAGGUUUCUUUCUGUUUGCUUUCAAUUAAAAGUUACAAAUUCAAUGCUGUAGACAGGGUGCUGCAACUUAACAAUUUAUGAUUUUUAACAAAUAAUAAGAAAUCUUUGAAUGUACACUAUUAUAAUGAUAGUUUAAUUGAAUUCAGUGGUGGCUCGUGGUAAAACACAUUAGGUGUUCUGCAAGAUUCUGCCCUCCUCCCCCAAAACCAAUUAUUUUACAGCUAUUUACCUACUUUUUAUACAUUAGUAAUUAAUAGAAUUAUUCUAUUCUGCGGUCUCUUUGUAGCAGCAAACUUGUACUCAUUCAUAUGCGCAUUUAAAAAAUCUCUUUUUGUUUAUUAACUUAUAAACUACAUCCAUGUAUCUUAUGUACAAUGGAAACGCGCGCUGGCAAAUUAACACACUAAUGAUCUACAAAACCAAAAUCGAAUCACAUCAUAUAUACGACAGAUUAUAAACAAAGCUCGCCAAUCUGGCAAAAAUGCAGCCAUUUGGCGAUAUUUUUUAGAGAGCUGUGGGAGGUGGAGAUGAUGAGCGCGAGCCAGCUAAGAGACAAAUAUGAACUGACAGUAGAAUCAGUUUGCGCGCUAUGGAUAUCGUGUAAUAAUUAAAAUUAAUGAGAUUAUCCAUAAAAUUUAUUUUAUGUAAAUAUUUUAGAAUGUCUAAAAUAAUCUCUGUGAAGUGUAGAUCAGAUAUACUUGCAUUUAUUUAUUUUUUUUUUUUUGACAGUUCUUUAGCAUUUUUGCACCAGCCGCCACUGAUUCAAUUUAAUCUUUUCGUUCUAGAAAAGACAAAUAUGGAUUUAAUAAAUAACAAGUUAAGUUGUCUUUUAUAUUUUUCAUUUCACUAAUCAUGUUUAACUAAAUUUAAAACAUAAUAGUUGACAGCAUUAUUUGGAGUACUGUUGUUUAAGCAUAAUCAAGUAAUGGGCAUGGUGCUGU